UGGGUUUAGAGAAUACAAAUGUGAUGGCAGAAAUUAACAAAAAUACUGUAUAUAAUAUUUUCUGUGUAUAUAUUUAAAUUUCUCCAUUAUGAUGCAACCCGAGGACGCAAGAUAUUUAAAAAGAAAAGUAAAGGGAGGCAGUAUAGAUGUCCACCCGACAGAGAAAGCACUUGUGGUUAACUAUGAACUGGAGGCAACCAUCUUAGGUGAGAUGGGAGAUCCCAUGUUAGGAGAGAGGAAAGAGUGCCAGAAAAUAAUACGAGUGAAAAGUUUGAAUCCCAACAGUGAUCUAUCAGCACUGGCCAAAGAGAUCAUAGACAAAUGUAAGCUGAUACACCCAAGUAAACUACCUGAGGUAGAACAGUUGUUGUAUUACCUACAAAACAGGAAGGAAUCUGCACCAAGCAAAGCAUCUGGGAAGACAGAACUGCACGAGACUCCAGCAGUGCCAAUGUAUGAUGCUACAGAAAUCGAUGAAGUGGCCAACAUUAACGAUCUAGAAGAUUACCUUGAGCUGUUGUAUGAGGAUGUACCAGAGAAAAUCAGAGGUUCAGCAUUACUACUACAGCUGUCCAGAAAUCCAGAUAAUCUAGAGGAACUUUUCCAAAAUGAAACAGUAGUGAGUGCUCUGGCACGUGUCCUACGAGAUGACUGGAAGAAGUCUUCGGAACUUGCCACCAAUAUUAUCUACAUAUUCUUCUGUUUCUCAAGUUUUACACAAUUCCAUGGUGUGAUUCUGCACUUUAAGAUCGGUGCUUUAUGUAUGAACAUUGUUGAGCAUGAGCUGAAGAAGUAUGAUCUCUGGAAGGAGGAGCUGGAGAAAAAGAAAAAAGCUGCUGAAACAGAAAAAGGGAACAAAAAGGCAAAGGAGGAAUAUGAGAAAAGUUCAAAGAAGUUUGAGGGUCUUGUCAGAAAGCAAGAACAGUUACUUCGAGUUGCAUACUAUUUAUUGCUGAAUUUGGCAGAAGACUUAAAAGUUGAAAUGAAGAUGAAGAAUAAAAACUGCAUUAAAAUGUUGGUGAAGUCACUAGAGAGAGAUAACUUUGAGCUGCUUAUACUUGUUGUGUCCUUCCUCAAGAAACUCAGUAUAUUUGUGGAGAACAAAAUAGAAAUGGCUGAGUUGAACAUCAUAGAGAAGUUAACAAAACUGGUACCAUGUGACCAUGAGGACUUGCUCAACAUUACUCUACGCCUAUUGCUCAACCUCUCAUUCGAUACGGAAAUGCGCAGUAAAAUGAUCAAAUUUGGCAUCUUGCCAAAACUUGUUGGCCUACUAAAUAACGAAAACCAUAAGCUGAUAGUGUUAUGUAUAUUGUACCAUAUAUCCAUGGAUGACAAGUCAAAGUCAAUGUUCACAUAUACUGAUUGUAUACCCAUGGUGAUGAAGAUGAUGUUAGAAUCUCCUGAGAAUCCAGACAUAGAGUUACUGGCACUGUGUAUCAACCUGGCCUCUAACAAGAGAACAGCACAGAUCAUCUGUGAGGGGCAGGGCCUCAAAAUGUUGAUGAAACGAGCGUUCAGAUUCAAAGAUUCUCUGCUGAUGAAGAUGAUAAGAAACGUAUCAGAACAUGACGGCCCAACUAAAAAUCUGUUCAUUGACUACAUCAGUGAUCUUGCAGAAGCAGUUCUACACAGUGAUGAUGAAGAGUUUAGCCUGGAAUGCCUCGGAGUACUUGGAAAUCUCACUAUACCAGAUCUUGAUUAUGAACUCAUCUUGAAAGAAUACCAACUAAUUCCAUGGAUCAAAAUGAAACUGCAACCAGGUGCAGCAGAAGAUGAUUGGGUACUACAGGUGAUUAUACUGGUGGGAACAGUCUGUAAUGAUGACAUCAGUGCCAAAAUGUUGGCGGAGUCGGGAAUUAUACAAUGCCUUAUAGAAUUGCUAAAUGCCAAACAAGAGGAUGAUGAGAUGGUAUGUCAGAUUGUGUAUGUGUUCUACCAGAUGAUAUUCCACGAGUCUACACGAGAAGUUAUAAUCAAAGAAACUCAAGCACCAGCUUACCUGAUAGAUCUGAUGCAUGAUAAAAAUGCUGAGAUUAGAAAAGUCUGUGAUAAUACAUUAGAUAUCAUUGCGGAAUUUGAUGAAGAAUGGGCAAAGAAGAUACAGUUAGAAAAAUUCCGAUGGCAUAACUCUCAAUGGCUGGAGAUGGUAGAGUCAAGACAGAUUGAUGAGAUGGCAGAUCCCUACAUGUACCCAGAGGAAGGUUAUGAUGCCUACCUACAAGAUGCAGAUAUACUAGACCGACCGGAUCUCUUCUAUCCUGAUGGGUAUGAUCCCUCCCUUGUGAUGGAUGGACAUCUAACACCGGAAUAUAUAGAUGAAAAUGGCAUGUACGGGUACGGGAACGAAUAUGAACCAUUUGCAAGACCAGAUUCCAAUAUGGGUUUUGUAAAUGGUAAUGCUUUAGAUUAUGACCAAGUGGAUGAGUAUGGUCAACCAGUUGAUGAAUAUGGUCGUCCAUUGAUGCUGGACGAAUAUGAGCACUACCCACAAAAUUACGGUUAUGGAAGUCAACAUGGUCAAUUAGUGGAAGAUGAUAGAUAUGACAAUGGAUACGACUACGGUUAUCGAUAGCCAGUACUUGUAUUAUUGUCUCUGUUUAUGUGUAAUAAUUUAUUUAUUAUAUUUAUAUUGGAGGUUAAGAAUGCCAAAUGAACUUCUUGGUAGGAAUAAUAAUAAGAUAGUCAGGUUAGCUUACGUCUUCAAUACAAUAGCAGUGUGUGUAAGGAAACGAUUUUGAUUAAAAUAUCUUUGCUGUCUUGGCAUAGCUAAGGAGAGAUAUCAAUGUAAUUUGUUACACAGGGACUACAGAUAAAUCCAGGUAUUUUGAAAGAUACAGAUGUUUUAAUAACAGCAAUUUGUUUCCAUUGGUUUUUGACAAACUAAAAGAUAUGAUAUGUUGAUCUAAUGAUAUGUUUUUCUGUCGUUAUUGAAAUAUUAGAUUGAAAUAUAUUUGGUAUUUUCACAGCGUAGAAUAUUUUUCACUGGGCUUGGAACUACACUUGAAUACAGAAGAAUAUAAAUAAUCUGGAAUUCUCAUAAAAUGUCAUACAGUAAAGUUACUACUGCACAAACAUAGAAAUGUUUGUGCCAUCAUAUUAAAAUGUAAAAGAAAUUCAUAAAUCACAUGGAACUAUUUUCAUUUUCAUUUUUUAGCUUGACUAUACGAAGUAUAUGGAAAGCUAUCCCACUUGUUGGCAUCGGCGUCUUUCCGCCACCUUGGUUAAAGUUUUUUUUACACUUUCUCUUUUUUCUCCUUAUCUCUAUAAUUACUUGAUGGAUUUGUUUCAAACUUCAAAAGUUAUUCCUCAUCAUCACCCAUAUCAUAUGGCACAAGGGCCAUAACUCUCACACCAAUAUUUCAUGAAUUAUCCCCCCUUUUAGGUGAGUUAUUGUGAGCGCUCGAUGUCUGGCGUCUGUCUGUCGUCUGUCAACAUUUAGUUUAUGUAUGCGAUAGAGGCUGUAUUUUCAACUGAUCUUCAUGAAAUUUGGUCAGAAUGAUUAUCUUGAUGAAAUCUAGGCCAAGUUCGAAAAUGGGUCAUCUUGGGUCAAAAACUAGGUCACUAGGUCAAAUCAAAGAAAAACCUUGUGUAAGCGAUAGAGGCUGUAUUUUUCAAUUGAUCUUCAUGAAAUUUGGUCAGAAUGAUUGCCUUGAUGAAAUCUAGGUCGAAUUCAAAUAUGGAUCAUCUGGUAUCAAAAACUAGGUCACUAGGUCAAAUCAAAGAAAAACCUUGUGUAUGUGAUAGAGGCUGUAUUUUUCAAUUGAUCUUCAUGAAGUUUGGUCAGAAUGAUUGCCUUGAUGAAAUCUAGGUCAAGUUUGAUAAUGGGUCAUCUGGGGUCAGAAAGUAGGUCACUAGGUCAAAUCAAAGAAAAACCUUUUGUAUGCGAUAGAGGCUGUAUUUUUCAAUUGAUCUUCAUGAAAUUUGGUUAGAAUAAUUGCCUUAAAGAAAUCUAGGUCAAGAACGAAUAUAGGUCAUCUGGGAUCAAAAAAUAGGUCACUAGGUCAAAUCAAAGAAAAACCUUGUGUAUGCGAUAGAAGCCGUAUUUUUCAAUUGAUUUUCAUAAAAUUGGUCAGAAUGAUUGUUUUGAUGAAAUCUAGGUCAAGUUCAAAUAUGGAUCAUCUGGGGUCAAAAAGUAGGUCACUAGGUCAAGUCAAAGAAAAACCUUGUGUAUGCCAUAGAAGCUGUAUUUUUAGCUCGACUAUUCAAAGAAUAGUCUAGCUAUUCUACUCACCCUGGUGUCGGCGUCGGCGUCACACUUUGGUUAAGUUUUUGCAUGCAAGUACAUACAGCUAUCAUUUAAAGGCAUAUAGCUUUGAAACUUAUUUUUUCUUUUUCUAGGUCAAUUACCAACCUCACUGGGUCAAGUCCCAUAACUCUGACAUGUAUUUUGAGCAAAUUAUGCCCCCUUUUGGACUUAGAAAAUUCUGGUUAAAGUUUUACAUGCAAGUUACUAUCUCCAAAACUAAUGCUUACAUGCAAAUUACUAUCUCCAAAACUAAUGCAGAUAUUGAAUUGAAACUUCACAUGUGUCUUUGGGGUUAUAAAACUAGUUGAUAGCAGCAAGUCCCAUAACUCUGACCUUCAUUUUGGCCAAAUUAUGCCCCCUUUUGGACUUAGAAAAUCCUGGUUAAAGUUUUGCAUGCAAGUACAUACAGCUAUUACUAAAAGGCAUAUAGAUUUGAAACUUAUUUUUUCUUUUUCUAGAUCAAUUACCAACCUCACUGGGUCAAGUCCCAUAACUCUGACAUGUAUUUUGGGCAAAUUAUGCCCCCUUUUGGACUUAGAAAAUUCUGGUUAAAGUUUUACAUGCAAGUUACUAUCUCCAAAACUAAUGCAGAUAUUGAAUUGAAACUUCACAUGUGCCUUCGGGGUUAUAAAACUAGUUGAUAGCAGCAAGUCCCAUAACUCUGACCUUCAUUUUGGUCAAAAUAUGUCCCCUUUUGAUAUUUAACCUUUUUGGGUAAUAUUUUCCUGCUUCUGGGACAAUAUUUCGAAUAGUCGAGCUUGGCUGUCUUAAAAUAGUUGUUCCACAUCAUCACCCACAUCAUAUUACACAAGGUUCAUAACUGUGGCUAAAAUUUUUCAUGAAUUAUGCCCCCUUUUUACUUAGAAUUUCAGGUUAAAGUUUUGGUGCACUUUCGCUCUAUCUCUGUUAUUACUAAAUGGAUUAAUUCUAACUUUAAACAAUGUAUAGAUCCUGUUUUUCUGAUAAGGAACGCCCCCCUUGGAUAUUGUUGCUAUGUCUCACAAGCUUUCUCCAAAAUGGCGGAUACACAUGAUACCGCUAUGACGGAUUCUCUUUUAUAAAGUAUCUAAAUCUCCUACUCAUUACUGUAAAAAGAUCAAAAACUUGUUGGAUCACGCGCUAAAUGAACCAUUUAAUAAUUAUACUUAAGGUUAUAUUAACUCCAUGAAGAAAAGUGAUGAAAUGUAGCUGUUAAAUGUCGGUGCUAAUAAGGUCUUCAUAAAUAUGAAAGUCGUAGAAUUUGAUAAAUUUGUUUAUUUUGGGCCCUCACAAAAUGUUCACAGACUAUUGGUAUAAAGUAUAAUACGAAUAAUAAAAAGAAGUCACGAUACAGUUGCGUCCUUGCAAAGAGGAAUAUGUCUGUAAAUAAAUUAAAGUUGAAUCUGUUGAUUUCACUGAAUAACACCUGCGCGUUGUAAAUUCUAUAUGUUCGUGCAUGGUAUGUUUGCUUUUACGCAACCAAUAUAUUAUGAUUCAAAAUGUCAUUCAUUUGUAUAUUUGCGAAUAAGUACCAGUAUAUCAUUUAAAGGUGAAUUAAAAUCGUUGUAUUUUAUUUGAAUAUGCUGUAUUCUUCUGGAGACUCGACUGAUACUGUUAGCUACAACAUCGUUAUGUGUGGAAAUUCUGCAAUAUUUGUGCAUACCUUCUAAAGGAAUGUCCCGCGGUUUGAAAAAGUUAAACUUUGGCAGUAGGUAUCACAGUUAUUGCCCGCUGCGAGCGACAAAAGGAAGCAGAUCGAUUGUCACAUCUGUGCUAAUCACAAGUAGAGGGUGCCUGUUAUAACUUGUAAUUGAUAAUACAUGUUUAAUUGGAAAGAAAGAGUAACAUAUCAGCAGGUGUGAAGAUUUUUCAAUAUGCGACACAUUUAUUUAUGUCAUUGACUAAAUUAUCUUAUUAUUUGAUCAGUCAAUGCUACAGAUUGACGUAAUUCUUAAAGAUGUACACAACGAUAUUUAUGGACAUCUAAUUGGUUAUUAAAUACAGAAGCCAUACGAUCAUUUAACGCAUGUUUAUUCUAUAUUCAUUGAGAUUUGUAUUUUGAAAACAAGAAAGUUAAGAAAUAUAUGUCUAUACAUCGUUACGGAAUUUUCUGCUCAUUGCAAUAUUAAAACACUCAUGCACUCGCACACAGGCACUCACAGACAUUAUUCCGAAAUAUAUACAUAACAAAUUGGAAAAAUGAUGCAGAAACACCUUCUUCCGAAUAUAUGCUGAUUACCAUGAAAAAAACAAACAUAUUUAUAUCUAUAAAAAUAGAUAAUCCAUGUAUCAGAACAAGAACAUCAACUUAUGUUAGUUAGGCGUUAUUGUUCUAUAGCUCCUUAUGUUACUGGCUACAAUUUUUAUUAAUUUUCUUAUUGUGGUAACGCAACAAACUUCAUUUUCAUAACAGUCUUUCUUCGUUUCAGUUGAUUCACACACCAUCAGCAACCAUAAGGCAAGAAACAUGAAUAACACAUUCAAAAUUACUUCUGAUAUUCUUAAGGAGAAAAACAAAAACAAAAAACCAUUCACUGAAUAUCUAGCAUUUAAAUAAUAAUUCUUACACAAAAUCUGUUGAGUGUGACUGAAACUAAUAAUGAUAAUGCACGACAUUACUUCUGACAUUCUGAGGAGAAAAGUAACAAAAAACUAGUUCACGAAUAUUUAGCAUUAAAAUUCUUAUACAAAACGUGUAGAGUGUGGCCAAAAUUUGGAGAUAGCCAUUCACAUGCAUAUGUUUUACUUGCCUUAAAGAAUUUCGUUUUCUCUAGUGCAACAUCGAAUGAGAAUCCUGUGACACCAGUCUGAGAACUAAUUCAAAAAUAGCUUUACCUUCUUGAAAUGAUACACUGGAUAAAUGAACAUGCUAUAUGGAUUUUCGCAACUAUUUAUUACAUGUGGUCACUUCUUUUCUUAUUUCUAGAUGUCAUAUUUACAUUUUUAGCUCACCUGUCACAAAGUGACAAGGUGAGCUUUUGUGAUCGCGCGGUGUCCGUCGUCCGUCGUCCGUCCGUCCGUGCGUGCGUCCGUCCGUCCGUAAACUUUUGCUUGUGACCACUCUAGAGGUCACAUUUUUCAUGGGAUCUUUAUGAAAAUUGGUCAGAAUGUUCAUCUUGAUGAUAUCUAGGUCAAGUUCGAAACUGGGUCACGUGCCUCCAAAAACUAGGUCAGUAGGUCUAAAAAUAGAAAAACCUUGUGACCUCUCUAGAGGCCAUAAUUUUCAAUGGAUCUUCAUGAAAAUUGGUCAGAAUGUUCAUCUUGAUGAUAUCUAGGUCAAGUUCGAAACUGGGUCACGUGCAGUCAAAAACUAGGUCAGUAGAUCUAAAAAUAGAAAAACCUUGUGACCUCUCUAGAGACCAUAUAUUUCACAAGAUCUUCAUGAAAGUUGGUCAGAACGUUCACCUUGAUGAUAUCUAGGUCAAGUUCGAAACUGGGUCACGUGCCUUCAAAAACUAGGUCAGUAGGUCAAAUAAUAGAAAAACCUUGUGACCUCUCUAAAGGCCAUAUUUUUCAUGGGAUCUGUAUGAAAGUUGGUCUGAAUGUUCAUCUUGAUGAUAUCUAGGUCAAGUUCGAAACUGGGUCACGUGCCGUCAAAAACUAGGUCAGUAGGUCUAAAAAUAGAAAAACCUUGUGACCUUUCUAGAGGCCAUAUAUUUCACAAGAUCUUCAUGAAAAUUGGUCAGAACGUUCACCUUGAUGAUAUCUAGGUCAAGUUCGAAACUGGGUCACGUGCCAUCAAAAACUAGGUCAGUAGGUCAAAUAAUAGAAAAACCUUGUGACCUCUCUAAAGGCCAUAUUUUUCAUGGGAUCUGUGUGAAAGUUGGUCUGAAUGGUCAUCUUGAUGAUAUCUAGGUUAAGUUCGAAACUGGGUCACGUGCGGUCAAAAACUAGGUCAGUAGGUCUAAAAAUAGAAAAACCUUGUGACCUCUCUAGAGGCCAUAUAUUUCAUGAAAUCUUCAUGAAAAUUUGUCAGAAUGUUCACCUUGAUGAUAUCUAAGUCAAGUUCGAAAGUGGGUCACGUGCCAUCAAAAACUAGGUCAGUAGGUCAAAUAAUAGAGAAACCUUAUGACCUAACUAGAGGCCAUAUUUUCCAUGGGAUCUGUAUGAAAGUUGGUCUGAAUGUUCAACUUGAUGAUAUCUAGGUCAAAUUUGAAAGUGGGUCACGUGCCGUCAAAAACUAGGUCAGUAGGUCAAAUAAUAGAAAAACCUUGUGACCUCUCUAAAGGCCAUAUUUUUCAAUGGAUCUUCAUGAAAGUUGGUCUGAAUGUUCAUCUUGAUGAUAUCUAGGUCAAAUUCGAAACAGGGUCAUGUGCGGUCAAAAACUAGGUCAGUAGGUCUAAAAAUAGAAAAACCUUGUGACCUCUCUAGAGGCCAUACUUGUGAAUGAAUAUUCAUAAAAAUUGGUCAGAAUGUUCACCUUGAUGAUAUCUAAGUCAAGUUCGAAAGUGGGUCACGUGCCUUCAAAAAGUAGGUCAGUAGGUCAAAUAAUGAAAAAACAUUGUGACCUCUCUAAAGGCCAUAUUUUUCAUGGGAUCUGUAUGAAAGUUGGUCUGAAUGUUUAUCUUGAUGAUAUCUAGGUCAAGUUUGAAACUGGGUCAACUGCGAUCAAAAACUAGGUCAGUAGGUCUUGAAAUAGAAAAACCUUGUGACCUCUCUAGAGGCCAUACCCUUGAAUGGAUCUUCAUGAAAAUUGGUCAGAAUGUUCACCUUGAUGAUAUCUAGGUCAAGUUUGAAACUGGGUCACGUGCCUUAAAAAACUAGGUCAAUAGGUCAAAUAAUAGAAAAACCUUGUGACCUCUCUAGAGACCAUAUUUUUCAAUGGAUCUUCAUGAAAAUUGGUCAGAAUUUUUAUCUUUAUAAUAUCUAGGUCAAGUUCAAAACUGGGUCACAUGAGCUCAAAAACUAGGUUACUAUGUCAAAUAAUAGAAAAAACGACGUCAUACUCAAAACUGGAUCAUGUGGGAAGAGGUGAGCGAUUCAGGACCAUCAUGGUCCUCUUGUUUAUGUAAAGCAUCUCUUUUUUCACACAUGGUCGUGUCGAGAACGUAAAAGAGUACUGUUUUUAUUUAGGACUUUACAGUCUGUAGGUACUUAGUUACUGUAAGCUUGUGAGACACAAUGGCGCCUUAGCAACAAAGUCUACGGAUCGACGGAUAACGCUGUAUCUUAUUGGCCAAUAUUAUUGGUUUGAUUGACAGAUCGGAUCCAUCCAUUGUUUGACAUCAUCACUUACAUCAUAUGGCACAAGGUCCAUAACUCUUGCAUGAAUUGUUUCAUGAAUUAUGCCCCCCUUUAACAUAAAAUUUAAGGUUAAUUUUGAUGCAUUUUCACUAUAUCUCAGUUACUACUAAAUUGAUUUGAUUCAAACUUAAAAUAGUUGUUCUACAUCAUCACCCACAUCAUAUGACACAAGGUGUAUCACUCUUGCACCAGUAUUUUAUGAAUUAUGCCCCCUUUUUGCUUAGAAUUAUACUUAUUUAAUGUUUUGAUACACUAUCUCUCUUAUCAAUUAAUAUUUUUGACACAGUCUCCAGCUAUUGUCCAAUAUCUUCAUCCACAUUGGAGUCAUUAAACACUCCAGUGACAGCUCCAGCUCUAGUUUCCUCAGAUGUGCCAAGUUUCACUAUCCUGCAUCGAAAUAGUCGAGUUGGCUGUCUUCUGUGACAGCUCUUGUUCUUACAUGAGCACUGUGACAUCAUGCUGUUAUGUUAACCAUAUAUUGUUGCUUGCGACACUACAUGGGUAAAAUAUUGUAAAUACUAUUAAAAAUACCAGAAAUACACAAAACUUCUUUUACAUGUCAGAUCAAAUUAUCUUUCACUCACGAACACCAGAGUUCACAUUUUCAAUUGUGGCUGUGCCAUCUUAUGAAAGUAACACAUCAGUUCUGAAAUUCAUGCGAGGAAAGAUAUUUUGAUUUCACACUGAAACAAAGAAAUAUUCUCCAUCUAUAUUUCUGCUAUAUUGUAUUUAUAGUAUUAUAAGGUGAUAGCAGAAAUGAAGUUAAAGACAUAUCAUUUAUUGUUUAACCUUUAGCAUGCUAGGUAAAUUGUCGUCUGCUGGAAAUGUCCUCUGCUUAAAUUGUAAAGUUCAUUCAAUUUGCUCCAAAAUUGGAAGAAAUAUUGUCAGAGUGGCAAACAGCUUGGAACCUGAUCAGACGCCGAUUUAAUCGGCGUCUGAUCUGGUUCCAAGCUGUUUGCAAAGGCUGUUAAAUCCGCCUGCAGCAGGCUAAGGGUUAAGAUCCCCUUUGUAAUUCAGUUUUCCUCUUUAUUUUCUGGUGUUGACAUAUUCGUAUUCAAAAAGACGUUUCAAAUUUGAAAGUCUAGUAAAAUCACAGCUAGGCAUGAUAUUUUAUUGUCAUGGCAUUUGAAACAUUAUCUGAUACAUGUAUGGAAAUUCUGAUGCCAACUAUAUUUACACAUUGUGAUUUCACUUUACUUUUAAGAAUAUAUUUACAUAUUGUAAUUUUCUGUCAGGCUUCAGUAUUUUUGGUCCAUAUUUCCGCUGUACGGUGCCUGCUCCUUUAUCUCAUUGAACAUAAGAUAGUUAUAUUUCUGAACUGUGGAAGACAUUUAUGUUCUUCUUAAUGAUUGAAGGCAAACAUCUAAGGACAUUCUGUACUUCUCAUGUGGUGAAGUUGUCAACUAUUUGAUGAGAUAUGAAGGUAGGUAAGAAUUCCAGGAACAUUUGGAUUGAUUAAGUGACUGCCAUAUAUAACUGAAAUACUGCUGUAAAAAAUGUGUGAAACCCAAUAAGGCCAUUAUAAAUUAAUUGCAAGUUUAUCAACCAAAUUUUUCUAUAAAAGUGGAAGGGAGGUGUCUGGUUUUUUUAUCUCUGAAGAUACAGCAUGACAAUUUUAAAAGUAAAAAAAAAUUGGUAUUCAACAGAGUUAAAUUAAAUUAAAGGAUGUAAUGGUGUAAUGAAAUAGUUGCAGAAAUAAUUGAAAGACAAACAUCCUUCUUAAGGAUUCUUUAUCAAAAUAUAAUUGCAUGGCUGAAAUGUUCCUACAAAAAAUAAAAAAAAGUGUUGGAGAGGGGUAAAAAUAGGGGGAGGGAUUGGAUUAUAAUGUAGCCGGUAAUUUAUUUUAGGCUAAAACACACAUCUCCCUGUAGAAGCAGAUUUACCUAGAGGGUGUUGAUAGGGUUUUGCAUUAAUUUUUAUUUGCAUUUUUCAAGCAUAAUGUUUUCAUAUUUGAUAUUGAUCUUCUGCGUUUUAAAUACUUUGUGUAUAAAUCACUGCAGAAAUACUAUGGAUAGAAAAUAAACCACUUGUGAAGGAAGAUUGUUUUCAUAUAGUUUGAAAAUGUGAUGUGAUAUUUUUCAAAGAAGUAAAAACUUGAUAACAUAAUCUUUGGGAAAAAAAAAAACAAUUGGUUUAAGUUUGUGAAUUUUUAGCUCACCUGAGCCAAAGGCUCAUGGUGAGCUAUUGUGACCGCUCAAUGUCCGGCGUGCGUCGUCCAUCCGUCAACAUUUCCUAAAAAAAUCUUCUUCUUGAAAACCACUGGGCAGAAUUACACCAAACUUAUUUGAAGAAAUUGUUCAAAGAAUUGAAUUCCAUGGAGAACUCUGGUUGCCAUGGCAACCGAAAGGAAAAACUUUAAAAAUCUUCUUGUCCAAAACCACAGGGCCUGGGGCUUUGAUAUCUGGUGUGUAGCAUCAUCUAGUGGUCCUCUACCAAAAUUGUUCAAAUUAUCCCCCUAGGGUCAAAUAUGGCCCCGCCCCGGGCGUCACAUGGUUUAUAUAGACUUAUAUAGGGAAAACUUUGAAAAUCUUCUUGUACAAAACCACAUGGCCUAGGGCUUUGAUAUUUGAUAUGUAGCAUCAUCUAGUGGUCCUCAACCAAGAUUGUUAAAAUUAUUCCCCUAGGGUCAAAUAUGGCCCCGCCCCGGGGGUCACAUGGUUUCUAUAGACUUAUACAGGGUAAAACUUUGAAAAUCUUCUUGUACAAAACCACAUGGCCUAGGGCUUUGACAUUUGGUAUGUAACAUCAUCUAGUGGUCCUCUACCAAGAUUGUUCAAAUUAUCCCCCUAGGGUCAAAUAUGGCCCCGCCCCGGGGGUCACACGGUUUAUAUAGAGAAAACUUUGAAAAUCUUCUUGUACAAAACCACAUGGCCUAGGGCUUUGAUAUUUGGUAUGUAGCAUCAUCUAGUGGUCCUCUACCAAAAUUGUUUAAAUUAUCCCCCUAGGGUCAAAUAUGGCCCCGCCCCAGGGGUCGCAAGUUUCACAUAGACUUAUAUAGGAAAAAAAGUUUAAAAUUCUUCUUGUGUGAAACCACAACUCUUAGACCUUUGAUAUUUGGUUUGUAGCAUUGUCUUAUGGUCCUCAACCAAAAUUGUUCAAAUUGGGUGAAAAGAGGCCCUGCCCUGGGGGUCCCAAGUUUUAUAUAGACUUAUAUAGGAAAAAGCUUUAAAAAUCUUCUUGUCAGAAACCAUACAACCUAGGCUUUUGGUAUUUGGUAUGAUGCAUUGUCUAGUAGUCCUCUACCAAAAUUGUUCAAAUUAUGCUAAAAGAGGCCCCGCCCUGGGGUCACUUAGUUAUUAUGUGAGUUAUAUAGGAAAAAUACUUAAAAAAUCAUGUGAUUCUAUUUCCAAGACUAUUUGAUUAUAAUUACCUGAAGGCCCCAAGUAAUAUGGUGUCACUUGAUUUGUGACCUUGACCUACUGACCUACUUUCUUGUUUUUUUUGUGAUCACGCAGCGUCCGUUGUGUCCGUCCGUCCGUCCGUAAACUUUUCCUUGUGACAUCUCUAGAGGUCACAUUUUUUGUGGGAUCUUUAUGAAAAUUGGUCAAAAUGUUCAUCUUGAUGAUAUCUAGGUCAGGUUCGAAACUGGGUCACGUGCCUUCAAAAACUAGGUCAGUAGGUCAAAAAAUAGAAAAACCUUGUGACCUCUCUAGAGGCCAUAUAUUUCACAAGAUCUUCAUGAAAAUUGGUCAGAAUGUUCAUCUUGAUGAUAUCUAGGUCAAGUUCGAAACUGGGUCACGUGGGGUUAAAAACUAGGUCAUUAGGUCUAAAAAUAGAAAAACCUUGUGACCUCUCUAGAGGCCAUAUUUCUCAAUGGAUCUUCAUGAAAAUUGGUCAGAAUGUUCAUCUUGAUGAUAUCUAGGUCAAAUUCGAAACUGGGUCACGUGGGGUUAAAAACUAGGUCAGUAGAUCUAAAAAUAGAAAAACCUUGUGACCUCUCUAGAGGGCAUAUUUUUCAUGAGAUCUUCAUGAAUAUUGGUCAGAAUGUUCAUCUUGAUGAUAUCUAUGUCAAGUUUGAAACUGGGUCAUAUGGGGUCAAAAACUAGGUCAGUAUGUCUAAAAAUAGAAAAACCUUGUGACUUCUCUAGAGGCCAUAUUUCUCAAUGGAUCUUCAUGAAAAUUGGUCAGAAUGUUCACCUUGAUGAUAUCUAGAUCAAGUUCGAAACUGGGUCAUGUGCGGUCAAAAACUAGGUCAGUAGGUCUAAAAAUAGAAAAACCUUGUGACCUCUCUAGAGGCCAUAUAUUUCACAAGAUCUUCAUGAAAAUUGGUCAGAAUGUUCACCUUAUGGUAUCUAGGUCAAGUUCGAAACUGGGUCACGUGGGGUCAAAAACUAGGUCAGUAAAUCUAAAAAUAGAAAAACAUUGUGACCUCUGUAGAGGCCAUAUUUUUCAAGAGAUCUUCAUGAAUAUUGGUCAGAAUGUUCACCUUGAUGAUAUCUAGGUCAAGUUCGAUACUGGGUCACGUGGGGUCAAAAACUAGGUCAGUAGGUCUAAAAAUAGAAAAACCUUGUGACCUCUCUAGAGGCCAUAUUUCUCAAUGGAUCUUCAUGAAAAUUGAUGAGAAUGUUCAGCUUGAUGAUAUCUAGGUCAGGUUCGUAACUGGGUCAUGUGCGAUCAAAAACUAGGUCAGUAGGUCGAAAAAUAGAAAAACGUUGUGACCUCUCUAGAGGCCAUAUUUUUCACGAGAUCUUCAUGAAAAUUGGUGAGAAUGUUCACCUUGAUGAUAUCUAGGUCAAGUUUAAAAGUGGGUCACGUACCUUCAAAAACUAGGUCAUUAGGUCAAAUAAUAGAAAAGCCUUGUGACCUCUCUAGAGGCCAUAUUUUUCAAUGGAUCUUCAUGAAAAUUGGUCAGAAUUUUUUAUCUUGAUGAUAUCUAGGUCACAUGUGCUCAAAAACUAGGUCACUAUGUCAAAUAAUAGAAAUAACGACGUCAUACUCAGUUCAACACUGGGUCAUGUGGGGAUAGGUGAGCGAUUCAGGACCAUCAUGGUCCUCUUGUUUAAAAUACAGCCUUGAAAUAUUGAUGACUUACACAGUUUUGCACACAAAUUGUAAAACUGAAUUUCAUUGACCAUGAAUGUGACCUACUGACUUUCUUAAUAUUUUAUCAUCAGUUUGACAUUUGAAACAUGUAGCUCAUAUUACUCAGGUGAGCGAUUCAGGGUCAUCAUGACCCUCUUGUACAUCAGUAAAGGAAUGAGUUACUGUGAAAUCAUUUGAUUUCAUGGGCAUGAAAUUUCGUGUUUUUGAUCAAAGUGAGUAUUUGGUAGGGAUAGGAAUUUGCAGAUAUCCAGUUCUAACCUUUGAGGAUAAAAUGAAAGUUUAUUUUAUUUAUGUUUGAAUAUAAUGUCAUUGAUAAAUGCAACAACAAAACCCAUGAAAUUUAGUCUCCCACAAAUAUUGAUGAUUUUGCAGUAACCCGGCCAAAACUAUUAGUGUUGUUAUCUGCUAUUUUUUUGUCUGUGCAUAUUGUGCUGUAUGUUUAGUUUAAAUCUCAUGCUUACGAUCCGUCCAUUCCUGUAUUCUAUUUUUUACAUUUAGUUUAUUUCUACAUCUUUGAUUUGAAUGUACUGUUUUUGUUAGCAGUAUUUUAUUGUAUAUUUAAAUUACUGAAAAAUAAAAAAUAAAGAAUU
Molecule: messenger RNA, 15105 nt
Organism: Mercenaria mercenaria
Lineage: Eukaryota; Metazoa; Mollusca; Bivalvia; Venerida; Veneridae
Product: kinesin-associated protein 3-like
Exons: 17
Coding region: 89-2575 (828 amino acids)
Biological process (GO): cilium organization; microtubule-based movement
Cellular component (GO): kinesin II complex; axoneme; ciliary transition zone
Molecular function (GO): kinesin binding
Source: RefSeq, a predicted model, not a curated record